Messenger RNA from Micropterus salmoides (largemouth bass), 3291 nucleotides. RefSeq names its product plasminogen activator, urokinase b (gene plaub). Bases 96 to 1409 code for a protein of 437 amino acids. Gene Ontology annotation, molecular function: serine-type endopeptidase activity. The transcript has 9 exons. The record is from RefSeq and is a predicted model, not a curated record. NCBI's taxonomy places the organism in Eukaryota, Metazoa, Chordata, Actinopteri, Centrarchiformes, Centrarchidae. Gene Ontology annotation, biological process: plasminogen activation; regulation of cell adhesion mediated by integrin.
CAAACAAAACAGGACAAACCCUGAGGAGGUUCUCAAACACCUCUCUGCAAGCACCCUGCACGCUGUUUGGAUCUCAACCUGUGCAGAGAGUCGACAUGAUAACGAUGAAAAGCUUUGGUGUUUUGAUCUGCGCUCUGGCAGCCCUGGCAGCACCUGAAGCAGGCUCACUGAGAGAAAGACGACGGCUGACACUUUCUGUUCUCUCUUCCUCCUCCUCUUCGUCCUCUUCGGAAAGUUCAGGAAAACGUGGUGACUGCUACAAUAGUGUUGGACUGUACAGAGGCAAAGUGUCUAAAUCAGAGAGUGGACGAACAUGUGAGGACUGGGAUUUAGUCACCAGGAAGCUGCUCUUGUCUUCAAAUGUCAAUGCAGGAAGGCACAACUUCUGCAGAAACCUUGACGACAGACGGAGGGAUUUCGUGCCUUUUUCCAAAAGAAAUUAUAGCUACAGUCUGCUAAUGGGUUUUCCCCACAGAGACCUUCACAACAGACGGCGUCCGUGGUGCUAUGUUCAGAAAAACCGGCGGCUGGUGUGGGAGUAUUGUCGUAUUCCACGUUGUAGAUUUAAUUCAUCUGCAGAGCUGACAUGUGGCCAGCGCACCAGAAGAAAGCAGAUGAAGAUUGUGGGUGGAACAGUUGCCACUGUGGAAUCCCACCCGUGGGUUGCUGCCAUAUUUUGGCGCAGCAAAUCCAAGGAGAAGGUUUUCCGCUGCGGGGGGAGUCUGAUCUCAGCCUGCUGGGUCCUCACAGCUGCCCACUGCUUCCCUGAAGGCUCCCGCACCCAACAGCACCGCUUCUCCGUCACCCUGGGGAAAAAUGCUCUGAAUGAGAGCGACCCAGCUGUGGAGCAAACAUUCAGGGUGGAAGAAGUCAUCAUCCAUGCAGGGUAUGACAACAGUGAGGGGAACUUCAACAAUGACAUAGCCCUGCUGAAGCUGAGGGCCAAACACGGGAAGUGUGCAGAGGAGAGCAGCUCUGUGAAGACUGUCUGCCUGCCGCCGCCUCAGCAGAGCCUCCUGCCUGGUGUCACAUGUGAGAUCGCUGGAUAUGGAAAGGAGAAACACGGUUUGUGGUAUAAGUCUCAGUACCUCAGAGAGGCUGAGGUGAACCUUCUGGCUGACGAUGUGUGUCGACAUGAGGACUAUUAUGGGAACAUGAUCACCGACAACAUGUUUUGUGCAGGUCGUCCUGAUUGGAGCCAGGAUGCCUGUGAGGGAGACUCGGGAGGGCCUCUGGUGUGCGAGGUCGACAACAGGCUCUUCCAGUUUGGAGUGAUCAGCUGGGGCGAUGGCUGCGCAAAGGAGUUUCGGCCCGGCGUUUACACCCGAGUGACCAAUUACAAUGGAUGGAUAGAAGAGAAGACAGGGCUGUCAUCCGUCACCGAUGGCUCCAUGUUCCCUCAGAAGUGACCUGAGGACAUGAACUGUUGGUGCUGCUCGUUACCAUUUUCUAUUUUUUUCUUAAUAAAAAGUCACAAAACAACAAUGAAUGUAUCCUACUAACACGUCGUUUUGUGUAUCAGGCUGUAUAGUCAGGCUGUUGAUGUAGUUGAUAUUGUCAGUACGCUAACGUGAUUCACAGGGAUAUGCUGAUCAGCGUGUUAGCAUGCUAAAAAGUGCUAAUAAGCACUAAACAAAAAGGACGUAAAAUACAGCAGAGCCUGAUGCAAAAGUCAUUAUUUUUGCAGGCAUUUGCUCAAAGUAUUGGAUAAAUUAGACAUUUUACUUCGAACCGAGAAUGUCAACCUGCUGUGACCAUUCUCAUCUCAGGGCGUCCAAUACCAACGCUUUCAGAAGAAGUGACAAAACGUAGUUAUUUGACGCCAAAGGUACCCUUCAGCUUCGUCUCUAUGAGACUCUCUGGGGCGUUUUGUACAGACCGGAAGUACUAGCUAGCUAGCUAGCUACGUUUGUGUUAAAGGUGUUGACAGAACCCCGAAGCCCCCUACCCUAACCACAACCAUCAGAAAUGUUAGUACCUAAACCAAAGUCACUGACUUUAUGCACGUCGACCGGCUAACCCUACAGCUGUGCACUAGCUAGCAGGUAGGGUUAGCCUCCUUUGUGCUGCUGGGUGAAAUGGUGGCGUUUCUCAUGGACGCUCAAGGGUGCCUUUAGCGUAAAAUAAUUAUGCUUUGUCACGCUGUCUGAAAGCGUCAGUUAUGACGCAUUGAAGUGAGGAGAUCACAAAAGUUAUUAUGACACAUCGUCAUGUGACCAGAGUGGUGGGUCAACAUUGCCUUCUCUAUAGCCAAUUUGCUAACGUGGCUAAAAACACAUCACUGUUGCACUGGGGACCAUGUUCCUUCAUCACCUUUAACACACACACACACUGUAGUUUAUUUAGACUCAGUCCCAGAUCCUGCUGCCCCAAACACUCACUAAAGCACAACAUGUGGAUUCAUCCACCGCUGAAAAUAGUCCCUAACAAAUGUACUGUUUCCUCUAGUAUGAGAAAUGUUUAAUAAAUAGCACAGGGACUAGCUGUUUUAGGAAAUUACUGAGCCGAAAAUUAAACUAUAUAUUUGUGAGGGUUGUUUUAGAGAUCCUCAGUAGGAACCAGUGGGCUUGGGGCUGAGAGUCGGUGACAGGGUAAAGAAGUCUCACAGUUAACCAUUUUGUAAACAUGCAUGCUGUGUUUGUUUUUUUGGACCAGAUGUAAUCUAUCACAUCAAGUCUGCAUAGUUUUUUGUGAAUGGUAACAAAUACAUCCAAACGAUCUGACUGUACAACUUGUUUUUAAAUGUGGUCAGAAAUAAUUCAAAAUGUACAUGAUUUGUAGUUAAUUAGCUAAAACUUGCAAAAGCGCUGUUCAUUUAACCUAUUUUUCAAUUUCAAAUGUAUCUUUGUCUCUGCUGUGUCACGUUAUUUCAUACUUUUUUGUAUUUGGUACUACUGGUAUAUUAUUUUUAAUAUAUAUUGUUUGUUUGUUUGUAUGUUUUUGUUUUUUCUUUACAAAGUUUUUAGCAGAGAUUUCUUUUUUGUUCAUAUUGUUGUCUAUUAAGAAAAGAAACUGUUUUUCUAUUUUUUUGGAGUAUUGCACUUCCAUGAAUAUGUGGUAAUCGCAACUAAACUUUCACACAGUAGUUUGUAGUAAACGUAUGUAUACCUACUUCAUACUAUUUCUUAUGUUUUAUAUAGGCCUAUGCUGUUUUACACCAAAGACCACAUUGAAAAAGGUGUUUUACACACUUAAAUUGUUACAAAUAAAUAAAUCAAAAACUGACUGUUAUAGCUUUUAACUAUCUUUCUCCUACUAUUGGCUGCCUAAUAAAGCUCCAUUACAAUGUUU